Molecule: messenger RNA, 1566 nt
Organism: Prunus armeniaca (apricot)
Lineage: Eukaryota; Viridiplantae; Streptophyta; Magnoliopsida; Rosales; Rosaceae
Source: the annotation of a GenBank genome assembly
AUGCAAGAUGCAAAGCCCAAUUCCAACGAAUCCGCACCGUUGAUGGCUCAGAAUGAUACUUUAAGAAAUGAUGGGGUCAUCCCUCAGCUAUUUAUCUCUGUACCAUCUCUGAACGAAGCUGCUUCUUAUCUUUCUCAGACAACUUCAUUAUUCACACGCUGUUUCUCUGACUAUUCUGCAGAUCUGUCUUCUAGCGAUUCUGGGGUUUCAAAUGAGCAUGCUCAGGAGUUGGUGACCUUUUCGUCUGGACAACCUUGGGGAUCUUUUGCUACAUCUGGUGAUCAUGCGUCCUCAAGUGGAAACCACUCAGCAUAUGCAGAGUCAUCUAGUAAUGCAACAGAUGCUCCCUCUGUACUUGAUGGAACACUGAGAAGCUCUGCAGGAGAUUCAUCUCAAAAUUCUAGUGCCCUCGUCAAAUCUGAUCCUAGUGGCCCGGGCAGCAUUUCUAUCUUUCAAGGCCUUGUUGACCGGGUGCGAAGAACUGUUCGUGGGUCUGCAGAUGAUAUAGGAUGGCUACAACGUGAUCCAACAAUGCCCCCUGUUGAAGACGGAACUGAAAGGUUCAUGGAAAUUCUGGGGGAUAUCAGGCAUGGUGUUCACAGAUUGCCAAAUUCGAUGGUUUGUUUGUUGCUUCCAGGUCUUUUCAGCAAUCAUGGACCUCUAUAUUUUGUAAAUACAAAAAUGAGUCUCUCAAAGAUGGGUCUGGCCUGUCAUAUAGCCAAGAUUCAUAGUGAGGCUUCAGUUGAGAAAAAUGCUCGAGAGAUAAAAGAAUACAUUGAGGAAUUCUAUUGGGGUUCCAAAAAGCGUGUUUUGCUUCUUGGACAUAGCAAAGGGGGAAUAGAUGCAGCAGCUGCUUUAUCGUUGUAUUGGCCUGACUUGAAAGAUAAGGUUGCCGGGUUGGUUUUAGCACAAAGUCCAUAUGGUGGUAGCCCAAUAGCUACGGAUAUCUUGCGAGAGGGACAGCUUGGUGAUUAUGUGAACUUACGAAAGCUAAUGGAGAUUCUGAUCUGCAAAGUGAUUAAGGGUGAUUUGCAAGCUCUGGAAGAUUUGACUUAUGAAAAAAGAAGAGAAUUUUUGAAGAAACACCCGUUGCCAAAGGAACUCCCUGUUGUUUCAUUUCACACAGAAGCUGCAAUCUCUCCAGCUGUACUAGCUACAUUAUCUCAUGUAGCACAUGCGGAGCUACCUAUGGUUGCUCCUCUUUCUACAGGCCAGCUGGCAAAACUCCCAGUGGUAAUUCCCCUUGGUGCAGCUAUGGCUGCCUGUGCACAGCUUCUGCAGGUCAGAUAUGGCAAGAAGAGUGAUGGACUUGUCACAUGCUGCGAUGCAGAAGUUCCUGGAUCCAUUGUUGUUCGGCCAAAACGUAAAUUAGACCAUGCCUGGAUGGUUUAUUCUUCAUUGACAGAUGACCCUUCUGAAGCAGAUGCUUCUCAAGUGUGUGAAGCUCUUUUGACAUUGCUUGUGGAAGUUGGGAAGAAGAAGUGCGAUCAUACAGACAUGGAGCAGAAAAAGAGUAAUCAUGCAGAUGUCGGGCAGAAGAAAAGCGAUCAUGCGAAAGACGAAUGA